This is a messenger RNA of Passer montanus (Eurasian tree sparrow), 2901 nucleotides long. It is a transcript of the gene HCK, whose product is annotated as HCK proto-oncogene, Src family tyrosine kinase. Bases 77 to 1600 code for a protein of 507 amino acids. Gene Ontology annotation, molecular function: ATP binding; non-membrane spanning protein tyrosine kinase activity; signaling receptor binding. Gene Ontology annotation, biological process: cell surface receptor protein tyrosine kinase signaling pathway; innate immune response; cell differentiation. The record is from RefSeq and is a predicted model, not a curated record. The transcript is spliced from 13 exons. NCBI's taxonomy places the organism in Eukaryota, Metazoa, Chordata, Aves, Passeriformes, Passeridae. Gene Ontology annotation, cellular component: extrinsic component of cytoplasmic side of plasma membrane.
GGCGGCAGCGCGGGCUCCGGACGGGGACAGGGAGCGGGAGCGGCGGCAGGGACGUGGCCCAGGGCGGCAGCGAGGCAUGGGUUGCGUGAGGUCAAAGGAAGCUGGUGCCCAAGAGAAGAUAAAAACUGCUCCUGACCCUGAUCCUGGCCCCACCAUCCAGCAGGGCCACUAUGUGAGGGACCCCACAGCCACCAACAAGAGGAACAAUAGUGUCCCCAGCACGGCUGUGCCCCUGCCCGAGGAUGGCCUGGGGGACAGCCUGGUGCUGGCACUCUAUGACUACGAGGCCAUCAACGCUGGGGACCUCAGCUUCCAGAAGGGCGAGCGGAUGAAGGUCCUGGAGAAGUCAGGGGAAUGGUGGCAAGCACGCUCGCUGGUGACAGGACGUGAAGGCUUCAUCCCCAGCAACUACGUUGCCCAAGACAACUCGCUGGAGACAGAGGAGUGGUUUUUCAGGAACAUCAGCAGGAAGGACGCGGAGCGGCAGCUCCUUGGCCCAGGGAACAUGAUUGGCUCCUUCAUGAUAAGGGACAGCGAGACAACAAAAGGCUCCUACUCGCUCUCGGUGCGGGACGGGGACGAGCUGCGGGGCGGGGCAGUGAAGCAUUACAAGAUCCGCACUCUGGACGGCGGCGGCUUCUACAUCUCCCCACGAAACAACUUCAGCACGCUGCAGGAGCUGGUCCAGCACUACAAGGGUCAGAGCGAUGGGCUGUGCCAGAAGCUCACCCACCCCUGCCGUGUACCCAAACCACAGAAGCCCUGGGAGAAAGAUGCCUGGGAGAUCCCUCGGGAGUCCCUGAGCCUGGAGAGGAAGCUGGGAGCUGGGCAGUUUGGAGAAGUGUGGAUGGCUACCUACAACAAGCACACCAAGGUGGCAGUGAAGACCAUGAAGCCGGGCAGCAUGUCCGUGGAAGCCUUCCUGCAGGAGGCAAACCUGAUGAAGACGCUGCAGCACGACAAGCUGGUGAAGCUGCAUGCAGUGGUCACCAGGGAGGAGCCCAUCUUCAUCAUCACCGAAUUCAUGGAGAAAGGGAGCUUGCUGGAUUUCCUGAAGAGCAAUGAGGGGAACAAGCUGCCACUCCCAAAGCUGAUUGACUUCUCUGCCCAGAUUGCAGAAGGAAUGGCUUUUAUUGAGAAGAGGAACUACAUCCACAGGGACCUGAGAGCUGCCAACAUCCUGGUGUCAGCAGUGCUGGUGUGCAAGAUUGCAGACUUUGGGCUGGCCAGGGUGAUCGAGGACAGCGAGUACACGGCCCGGGAAGGUGCCAAGUUUCCCAUUAAAUGGACUGCACCAGAAGCCAUCAACUAUGGAUCUUUCACUAUAAAAUCAGAUGUCUGGUCCUUUGGGAUCCUCCUCACUGAGAUCAUUACCUAUGGACGCAUCCCCUACCCAGGGAUGUCCAGCGUGGAGGUGAUCAGGGCGCUGGAGCGCGGGUACCGCAUGCCCCGCACGGAGAACUGCCCCGAGGAGCUCUACGACAUCAUGAUGAGGUGCUGGAAGACCAGGCCCGAGGAUCGCCCCACUUUUGAGUACAUACAAAGCGUUCUGGAGGAUUUCUUCACUGCCACAGAGAGCCAGUACCAGCAGGAGCCCUAGCACGGGACGCUGCCAGCUCUUCCCUGUCUCACCCGUGCCCUGCUUGCCCUGCCAGCCUGGCCCAGGAGCCACAGCCCUGCUGGAGGGGCUGGGAUGGGGGCAGCACACCAUGGAGGGACAAGAGACGUGCCCACAGCUUGUGCCUUUCCCAGGGGCCUCAGUGUCCACACGGCAGCGGCUCCAGGAAGGGCUGGCUGCACCCUGGAUGCCCAGGAGGAUGGACAGGGAGGGGGCCAGGCCUGCUUUUGCUGCAAGGAAAGACCCAGAUCGGUAUUUUUAAAAUAGUUCUGAGAUUUUUAUCACGUCGUUCUGCACAAGUAGGUGCCUUAGCUGCUGGCCAUGGUGCCUGUGCUCCCUGUGUGAUUGCUCCCAGGGGAUGCCCCGGGGCACGCUGCAGUGCAGCCAUGGGCUCAUCCUCAGCACAGGAUCCUGGGGUUUGGCUGUCACAGACACCUGCCCUCCUCUCUCCCUCCUGGUUUUCCCUCCCCGGUGUUUUCAUGGCAGGCCCUGUGCAGAGGGCAGGUGUGGUGAGGCUGUGCCAGGGGCAGAUGGACACAGACAGGGCUUUUCCAGGAUCCCCCUGCACCUGCCUUGGGAGGAGCCGCUGGAGCCCAAAGCCAUGGCAAAGCUUACAGGCACCAUUCGUUGUCUGCUGGGGCAUUUGCAGUGUCAGCAAGGGCCAGGUGCUCCCUGCACACACACUUGAUGUUUAUUUUUAGUAUUUCAUGAGGUUAUUUGGGGAAAAGGAGUAAACAGUAUUUUUUUUUUAAGACAGCCGUGUACCUCUUACAGCAGGGAGACUGGUGCCUGUGAUUAUAUUUUUGAUACCGAGAGGCAAACGCCAUCGCUUCUGCUUUGGGAUCUUUUUUUUUUUUUUGAAAUCAAUAAAAUAUUUAUCAACCUUUCCUCUCCUGGCCGUUCCUGCUGCUCCGCAUCCCGGGCGGGGGAGACGCGGAUGAGCUGGGGCCAGCAGCGCCCCGCGGAGCGGGGGCUCCAGAGCCGGGCAGACCCGCAGCGCCCUCUGAGCAGGCCUGGGGCUCGGAGGAGCCGGGAGGGACCGGCAGGACCCGGGAGGGACCGGGAGGGACCGGGAGGGACCGGGAGGUUCGGGACGCCCCGGGCACCUCCCGGCCCCGCCGCCCUCACCAAACAUGGCGGCCGCAGCGUCGCGCCCGCUCGCCAUGCAAAGCCCGCUGCCCUCAGCAAAGAUGGCGGCGCGGACCGCCCCUUCCCCGGCCGGCUUCACGGGGCCGGUGACCCGCUGGGGACCGGAGCGAAGAUCCCAGCCCCGGCCCGCCCGU